AUGGUCAAUGACGGACUAUCAUUGUCGUCUUAUUCCCAUUCAAGUAUCAUGAUUGCUGCAGCAGCUACUUCCUCAAUAGAAGCAGCCAUGUUCGUGAACUGUGGUUCGAAAACAUUUCGAAUAUUGCCGUUGUACAACAACCUGAAACCUGUGGAAGUUCCAGCGAAGGAACUGAAUGUCGCCAGUAGAAUAGAAUGUUCUACAAAGUGUUAUCAUGCAGGUGCAUGCACGGGGUUUUUCUUCCACACGGUUGAUGGCUUAUGUUCUCUGUACAAGGCAAGAUUCCAUUCAAUGUCAUUUGUGAAAAAAACGGAAACACAAGCAUACGAACAUGUGCUUGGUGUUCCAUCUGACUGCUAUGACGUCAUGAUGCAAGGAGGUGAUACUAGUGGACUUUACACUGUUGUACCAGGUGACAAUGGAUCACCAAUCAGUGUAUACUGUGAACUAUCGUCCACUGAUGGAGGUUGGCUGGUUAUCCAAAGACGGACAGAUGGAUCGGAAGAUUUCUACAGAACUUGGAAUGAAUACAGAGACGGAUUUGGAGAUUUGAGUAACGAGUUCUGGUUAGGAAACACAAAUAUUCACCGCAUAACCAGCCAAGGUCCGUAUGAUCUGAGAAUUGACUUGGAAGACCGUGACGGAAAUGCAACCUACGCUCUGUACAAAAACUUCUCCGUGGCUUCCGAGCAAGACUUCUUCAAACUGAGACUUGGGGCGUUUAGCGGCGAUGCUGGUGACGGCCUGACUUACCACAAAGGAUACAACUUCUCCGCUAAAGACAAUGAUUUGGAUAGUUCAAGCAAGGCCUGCUCCCGCGAGUUCACAGGGGCCUGGUGGUACAACAGCUGCCACGAGUCUAACCUGAAUGGACUCUACCUAGCGCCAGGAUACGCUUCUUCUAGUCUGAGCUGGAGCAAUCGAGGAACGUCCUUUUUCCAUCUGCGUAGAGCAUCUAUGAAGAUUAGACCCAUGCAGUUCUGAAACUUGGCCACAUACCACAAUUGCUUACGUUAUGUGCUUCUGUAUAGCG
Molecule: messenger RNA, 1033 nt
Organism: Gigantopelta aegis
Lineage: Eukaryota; Metazoa; Mollusca; Gastropoda; Neomphalida; Peltospiridae
Product: fibrinogen-like protein A
Exons: 6
Coding region: 1-984 (327 amino acids)
Source: RefSeq, a predicted model, not a curated record